AUGUCAAGUAAACGACAAAAAGCUUUGAAUGUCACAAAGACGAACAAACGAAGCCCACAAGAUACACGAACCUCCGCCAAACGCUUGGCUCUCGCAGACAAGAACAAUCAACCCUGUGAAAACGACGAUACCGAAAACGCUCCUCCUUUACUAGCAACACCACCACCUUCGCAAGGACGCACAUCCACACCAGAGGAAGGCACCAGCAGCACCAGUGAUGCCAGCGAAGUAGAAAACGGGAGUUCUCAUGACGAGGCUGAGCAUCAACACCACCACCACCACCAACAACAACAGCCUUUGCAACAACUACAGGUCAAACACAUCGAUGACAGCCGAUUUUAUUUUUGCGUUGCAGAGAAAGAAAGUGAUACCAACAAGCUGAAAGAGGGUGUCCGACAAUUCAUAUACCUUGAAAACGCGUUCCCAACGAACGAAGAGUGUGAAUUGGAAUGUGUAAAACUAUGCAGGAAGAUCAAAGGGUGGGAUGAUGAUGACAAACGACGCGUUAUUGUUUCCAAAGAAACUUCAAAGAUCUUUAUGAAUACGGUCUCCAGCACUCGCAGCUCUUUACAAACAAGUAUGAAAAGGGCGUUGCUAGCAUUUGAGUUCGAUCCCGAAAAUCUACCACCACCAUGCAAGAUGCGUUCAAAAAAACAAUAUCGUUACCUAGUUGAUGGAGCUAGGUUUGCAAGAGCAGGGCAUCGAGCAGAUGGUGGUUUGCUACAGAAUGAGGUGCUUGGUAGGCUUAUACAUAUCGUCUUCCACAAUACAAAGGCGGGCCCAUGUAGGUUAAAAGCAAAGAACGACGUUGUAUCAAGGAAUACAAUCACUUUGACUUAUUGUUUGACUUUGUAUGCUAUGGUAUCAGCGUAUCCCUUCAAAGUGCCAGAUCCCAGGAUGAACGAUACUUUCAGACGGCAAGAUGGUUAUUGGCUAUGGCUGUACAAGCGUACCAUGCAAGGAAAAGGAAAUGGUGAUGAAUGUAUUGAUUGGCAAGCUGUCCAUCAAGUUCAAAGUAGCAUCAUCGACAAUUUAUCUGAUCAAGGCAAUGAUGGCGCUCCAGAAUCAAAGUUACUAUAUCAAGCAGCAAUCAAAGAUGGAGAAUACGUGUCAUCAGACGAGAAUGAAUAA
This is a messenger RNA of Lichtheimia ornata, 1131 nucleotides long. RefSeq lists its product as uncharacterized. The transcript has 5 exons. The record is from RefSeq and is a predicted model, not a curated record. The coding region runs from base 1 to 1131 and encodes 376 amino acids. Lineage: Eukaryota; Fungi; Mucoromycota; Mucoromycetes; Mucorales; Lichtheimiaceae.